GUCAAUUGUUCCGUUAGUGGAUUGUUGUGGUAGAGAAUAUUAGUUUUACUGGUGGUUUGCGUAGUAAUCGGCUAUGCUGCUGAGCGAGCCGCACCCGCUGGAGGCGCGGCAGGGCGGCCGGCCGCUCGGUCUGCUCUGGCCGCCGGACCCCGGCCCCGGCGGCCUGCUGGUGCGCGUCACCGACCAGCGCGCGCUCAUCGACGGGGCUCCGCUUACCAGGUUCGACAUGGACCCGGACACGGAGGCGGCGUUCGACGCCCUCUGCGUCCGGGAGCGCCAGACGCCGUCCAAGCUGCUGCUGGAGGCGUGGACGGUGGCGCCGCUGACAGCCGGCGCCGGUCUGCGCGUCACCGGCUGGACCUGGCGCGGCGGAGAGAGAACCAUUCAGUGGAGUACUGCCAUCUCCCGACGAAUUUCGGAACGAGAAGUGCAGGACGCCAACGGCCAGCUGUUCGUUCUGUUGGGAAACCUAAGUGUGGAGACGGCAGAGACUAACGGUGUGCCGGUGCUGGCGCAGACGGCCUUCUCGUCCGGCCUGCCCGCCCGCUGCAAGCGGACAACCACUCCCGGCAAGCGGACGCGCACUCUCGGCAAGGGGGCACUCACUUCCAGCAAGCGGACACCCACUUCCGGCAAGCGGACACCCACUCCCGGCAAGCGGACACGCACUCUAGGCAAGCGGACACCCACCCCCGGUAAGCGGACACCCACUCUCGGCAAGCGGACACCCACCCCCGGCAAGCGGACACCGGCUGCCGCCAAGCGGACACCGACCGUCGCCAGAGGCAGCCAGAUGUGCCAAGGCUUCCACGUCGAGACGGGCCGAUAG
This is a messenger RNA of Pollicipes pollicipes, 829 nucleotides long. RefSeq lists its product as uncharacterized. The record is from RefSeq and is a predicted model, not a curated record. NCBI's taxonomy places the organism in Eukaryota, Metazoa, Arthropoda, Thecostraca, Pollicipedomorpha, Pollicipedidae. The coding region runs from base 74 to 829 and encodes 251 amino acids. The transcript has 7 exons.